GGCCACAGACACAGCAGCGCUGCUGCUGAAAAAAAUCCCAAAAUACUUGUAAGGUAUUCACCUUUAUCUACAGAGAGCAUAAAAAUCCAAACAAACUGUAAGGUGCGCUCGAGGAGCUUUAAACUUGCAUUUACAGCACAUAUUUUUCUCAGGAGCUGUAUGAGCAUUGCAUUUGUAGAUGACUGGAUUACUGACCUACACAAAUAAUGCCAUUUGUGGUUUUGCAUUCACAAGUUAAAAUGUGCAAUAACUACUAUUUUUGUGUUGAUCAAUCAGGAAUUAGAAGUUCAUAAUGAAUUGUUGGAGCUCCUGUGAAAAGUUGCUUUUUAGUAUUAAUUUUUGAAACAAUGUUUUGUUACAUUGAGGUUUGUCCUCUCCUGUUUUGGUAUUUUCAGCAGGCCAAAGAGGAAUGUCACAAUCUCCUGUGAAAGUGCAGACUGAGUAACAACAGCAGGGUUGUCUUCAAGAGUAAACUUCAUGAGCAGCCAUGCCACCCCAGUUUAAGUAAUCACCCCACACAGCCUGACUACCCUGAAAGCCAUAUUGAUUGACCUGAACAAAGAAAGGUUAUUUCUGUUGGACUUGAUCUAUAUUGAUGAUGGUCUUCGUAGUUGGUCCACAGUUCUCUGUGAAGCAGCACCACCAGUGAUCAGACUGUGGUUUGGCCUCUCCUCUCCUCCUCCCAUGCUCGUCAUUCAUAAGAUUCUCGGUGCUGUACGAAGAGGAGGGGCUUUCCUCUCCUUCCCUCUCCAGUCUUGCACCUCGCUCAGUAAGAUAUCACUUUGCAGGCUCCCUCACCACACCACACAGUUGACCAAUACACAGCCUGAGUCUGAGCGACUGGCAGCGGCAGCAGGAGUAACAACCUGACAGACACAGGCGAGGGCUGAGAGUGCUGCUUUGUCGGAGCUGCACGCUUUCCCCCUGGAUUGGACAUCCUUCAACCCAGUGUGCUUUGAGGUGAAACCGGUGUCAGGGAGCAGCAUCCAGUCAGCCAACCAGCCUCUCAGUGCACGGACUCCAGAUGCUGAGACCAUUUUCUUCAUGCAUCUGCAUCGUGAAACGUUGGGGCGUGCAGCAGAGGAUUAACUCCCGUUUGCUUUGAUGUCUGGUUAUUAGGCUGCAUCAUGUUUUUUCACCAUACAAGAGACUCGUUUCUGCUCAGAAGAUCUUGUUCUUGCUGGCAGCUGCACGCCUCACCUCUCCUACCUGUGCAUCCUCGUUGACAUCAUUUGUGUUCUGCAGAUUUUCAUCCCUUUUGAUUCACCCCCACAGCAUGCCUCUUCAACGCUGGCUGCUGACGACCCGCCAGCCCUCUUAAUAAAAGCACUCCAGGAACUGACAUGGAUGCUGGAAGCCGGGCUGUGACGGUUGGAGACGCCGCGUCCAAUGUGACAUCAGCCCAUUUCAGGCUGGAGCUCCUCAACGCCUCGAGCGCUCCGACCCUGUGGGACAGCAGCACGAGCCCGCCCACAGGGGAGACCGGGCUGGACGAGCAGGAGAGGAUCAUCCGAGAACAAGCCUACAGGGACUUCACCACCACCAUUCAGGUCCUCAUCCUUAUCAGUUCACUUCUUGGUGAGUGGAAACACCCAAACAACCACACUGUGCAAAUACACAGACUCAAAACAAUCAAAUAUCAUUUGGGGUAGAAAUGCUUAAUUCAGGCUAAACCUCCACGUUUGUGUUUUCUUUGAGCCUCGAAUAUUUGAUUCUGUGAAACUGGGUCGAGGGAACCCUCCUUUGGGAAAACCCUUUAUGACAGAAUCAUACCCUAUCUGAGAGGAAUCAACAAGUCCAGCGGAGAACAAAUCUGCAGGACUCUAAAUGAGGAAGGAGAGGCGUAUCCAAAGCUGUUCUUCUUAAAUGAACUCCACAUAAAUGACUAUUUUACAUCUUGGAAUUAUGGUAAAGCUAUCCUUUUGAAAAUGAAAAAUAAAAAUGAUAUUAUAGCCCUCAGUUAAAAAGAAGGUAAUUUUGUUCAUUUUAAAGCUCCUGUAAGCAGUUUUUGAUGGUCAUCUAAAAAAGAUCAUUAGGGAGAAGAUUUAUUGAUUUAUUUUAAUAGCUAUGUAUGAGGCUUGCAAAUGCUGCCUCGGGGUAUGUGUUGCAAAAACACACUGAGAAAACAGUCUUUUUUUUAAACCCUUUUCUCAAAUCUAUGUGGUGAGUGAUAAGUUUGGCCUUUAAAUCAAUGCACAGUAUAUAUUGUAAGAUAUCACCAUCUAGACAAAGUCAGCCAAAGGAAAAGAUGUUUUUUGUUGUCCACAGGGAACUCAAAACCUGACACAAAUUAAGAGUUCACAGUUACUUCAUUCUUUCUUAUUGAAAAUUUGCCUUGAAAAUUGUGUAAAAAAAGACACAACUCAGUGCAACAUGAUGUAACAUAAAAAUGACACCAGACUUGCAAAAAUCAAGUGGCGCCCAAGGACAAGAACAUUUCUUAAAGCUCUCAUGAGAAGUUUUUUGAUGUUCAUGAAAUAGACUGAUAUUCCCAUUGAUGCCUUUUUAUGAUUAACAAAAGCAAACAAGACCAUUAGUGACAAGAUGUAUGAUUUCUAUAUUCUUAUUUGUAAUGCCUGAAACUGGUGUGAAGGGUUAGGGGUCAGGUGAGCAGCUGAAGAAUAAACCAUGUUUGUACAAUGUCAUCAAAGAAUAUACACAAAAAUUAUACAUUUGACUUCCAAAAGUUAGCAGAGGGAGUUUUUUUUUGUCAAAAGAAACUACUUCAUUGUGUAGAGAACAAGUCAAGCAAAGAACAUUUGGUCCACAGGCUGAAAUUAAACCUAAAUUUCUCACAGGGGCUUAAAAUAUGCACUAAAAUUUAUACAUCUUUCUUGACAUCAUGAAUGCAUGGGCCUACUGUUGAUGAUCAGAGUGCUCAGUAGGUCAUGGAACAGGAGAAGGAAAUUAAAACAGGAUUAACACUAAUAACAGCUCCUGUGAGGAGUUUUCAUGUUUAUGAAACAGACUGAAACUCAUACUGAUGCCUGUUUAUGACAUACAAAAGCAAACAAGCCGGUAGUGACACAAUUGAAAUUUUUAUAUAGUUAUCUUUAAUACCUGAAAUUGGUGCCAUGGGGCAGGUGUCAGCUGAGCAGCCACAGCUCCAUUUUCAAACUUUAUCAUAAAUGAAACUUUAAACUUUAUAAAAAAUGCAUUAGAGAAAAUGCCAAACUUGUUGAAAUGGUUUCAUUUGCUUCUUUACAUCCUAAAAAUGAAUCGCAGCUUGUUUCAGCCUGUUUUAUAUCCAAUCAAAAUAUCCCCCACAGUAGCUUUAAAGGAGCUUUAGGUGUGACCAAGUUUUCAAAUUAGAGCAAAGGACAGAAAAAGCUCUAGUGCACAAUCUGCUUGUUUUCAUACUUACUAGCCUCAUUUUCUCUUUAGAUAUCUGGAAAGUCACGACAUAUGCCGGCCUUUCGAUGGUUUUUAAAAAUGUUCAUGAUAUCUGCAGCCUUUUGUGGGUAGCAAUACUUCGGUCCAGGGACAGAGGAUUGUGUUUCAUACUUGACACAACCUCAGGACUUGUCAUCUUGUUGCCUGUGUUGGUGUAUCUGUUGACUGUCUUUACUGUGUUUUUUUGCUCAGAAUAUGUUGGAUGUUAAAUACCUUGAUAUUAAUAUGUAAAUUAGAGAAUAAGCACCAUCUUAUUUUGUUUAUUUUAGCCUCCUUUCAUAAGACCGAAGCUUUUGAUAAGACAGCACAGUGAGUCAUUAUCUAGUUGAAGCUGUAGUGACAAACAUGACAGGUGUAGGCUAUUUAUUCCACCGUAAAUUUGGAUGACACAGGCAGCAAUAAACACACAGUUUGGGUUUCUUUCAAGCUGAAACAGCAUUGGCUCUGAGACAAAUAUUCAUACUCGUGCCAGGAAAAGCUCAGGCUGCUGCUGCUCUCAAUGAUGGUGAUGAUGAUGGUGAUGGAUGUAAUAAAGAAAGGAGCUGUGUGAAUUGUUAGACAGCAGCACCAGCACAUCAGUCCCUAACACUCCUGGCUUCCAAAUCCUCCACGUCUCACUGGCAACCAGAAAAACAAUCCUCCAAUCUCAAAGAAGUGCUUUGUAAGAACAUGUUAUUUGUCUCGAAGUGAAACUGUUAACAUCAGGAGUCUUUUUCAUCAUGGAACAAAACACUCAGGAGUGAUUGCUGGUUUUUUGAAAAGUUCGAACUUGAUGACAGACUGGACUUUUUGCAGCUUGGAAAUAAUUGAAGAAGAACUAUUUAGGCUAUUUAGAUUACACACUAAAACAGGCAAAAAAGUGACCAGCUGACUACUGCUCUGACUCAGUGCCACCUCCGGCUGUGCAGCAUGUGGCAGGGUUAGAGCAGAGCGUCUUUAAUUACUGCAUAAUAUUUCCUUUUAGCAGCAUGAAUCAAACUGUUUGCUUUUUCUAUUUAUUGUCCAUAUGGCUAAAUGAACUGAUUCAUCUUUUUCUAUUCGAGUGACCUUACUUACUCGAGCGCUGAAAAGCUCAAUCAGGAGAAAUCAGAAAUAAAAAUAUUGUCAAUUUACGAUGGAUACACAGUCCAAAUAGGAACUUCAGAGUUGACUGUGUGUUUGGACUAAAAGCACAUUUGUCCUUCCAAACAUGUCUGAAAAAUGAAUGUUGUCUUCUCCUUUCAUAUCGCCCCUCAGUCAGGCACCAGCGAAUCUAUUUUAUUGUUGAUAGUUAGUCACCCUGAUGCUUCACUGUGGGUCAUGAAAACAAAAAACUUUUUUGUGAUAUAAUUGCAAUCAGUGAGUCUGAAGUUUCCCAAACUAUUAUUAAAGUAAAGAUUGUGUCACUGGAAAUGUUGGACUACUUUUCAAGCACUGCACUGUUGCCGGCAGCCGCAAAACAAGCUGAAAUGUAGUUUAGCCGGGCAAUUGCACAUCAUCAAACUGUGUCUACUACAAAGGCGUUAUUUCACCAUGUAUCGGGAUCAAUGAGGACCGGUGCAUGGCUGAUCAGAGACUGUAGCUCUUUUCUUCUAACUUCACCACAAAAAAAAAAAAAAAAAUUCAAAGCAAUUUCCACUCCCGACCUGACUAUGAAUUUAAAAAUAACCCAGAGAAUAAAAACAAUGAAUAAUAAAUCUGAUGAGACUCUACAGGGCUUUCCCUGAGUUUCAGUUUUUUAUUAAUGCGAGCCCAUUAUUCUGAAACCACUUUUUACAACAUCAAAAAGGUAUAAAGAAAAUGAAAGGAUACAUCUCUUUUCAUAUUUUGAGAGCUUGAGAUCAUGUCUGUCCACCUCUGUGGGGAAAUUUGCUGGAUUUAGUGUCAAAUUUCUGUAUUUCUCCUGUGGAAUUGUCCCUGGCUAUUUAAGUAUUCAAGGGUUCAAAUCUUAUUAACACCUUUAAUAAUGCAGACUGUUCACAGUCUUUAAAACCUUAAUAAAUGAUAUAUGGGGGUGUAUAUUGCUAUGAUAAAGGUCAGUGAUUAUUCAUUUGACUGUGUAGUUGGUAUUUGAACCGAUUGUUACUCUUAUCAUAGGCCACACAUUGUCUUAACUUGUUUUUUCAAUCUAAGCAGUUUGUUGGAAAUGUUCAAAAUGAAGACAACGAUUUUACCCACGAGCCAUUUCCACAAAGUUGAGCAUGACACAUUCAAUCCCUCUGAAAUGUUUGGUUUCUGUACAAUUUAAAAAUAAGCAUUUGUAAUCACUGACUCACAGAGCAUUAGUGUUUUAAAGUGUUGCGUCAUCUUUGUUGGCUCUUACUGAGCAUUAAACUUGUUUCUUUGUUCAGGUAGGAGAACAGCCAAGAAGCAGUAAUUUACUGUUUUAUCAGGGUAAACAGUGAAACCUGAUGUGAAAAAUAGCAUGAUUUGUCUUUAUGGUUAAAUAGGCUGUAUGAAAAAAGUAUUAUGUGACGUGACCCCCUCUCUGGAUUUUGAAGAGAUGUUAUGAAGCUUCUCCACCAUAAUAAAAAAAAAAAAUGUUGACCCCGUCAACUAAUUGCCAGGUCAAAAGGCAGAGCUGAGGAGGGUCACAAGCGGACUGACAAAUACCAACAUGUCUACUUGCUUGUGAGCCAAGCCACGCCCUAAAUUAUGUGUAUUUGUGCAUAACUUCACAUUUUACAUUAUCUUUAUGGGUGCGUUAUAAAAAGAUGACCUCUCAUUCAGUAUGUGUAGAUAAAUAAAUGAGCCACAAAACAAAACAAACAACAACAAAAAAACAACAACUGCUAAACCAGGUGAUAAACAUGUUCAUUUUAAAUCUUUUAAUAUGAGCCCUAAUGGAGAAUCCUCAGCUCUCACAUCAAGUGCAUAUGAGGUAAAGCAGUUUUUUGUGCUGUUGCGUUGACUUUGUGUUUCACCACAGAAGGUUGUGGAGAAGAAACUGAAGACUUAUGCUUACCUUAAAUCUCCAGAGAACUUUUUUGAACAAGGUUUUAGGAAGAAACACCUAAAGCUCCAAUGAGGAUUUUUUUUUACGUGUUUAUGAAAUGGAUUAAAACUCUUAUAAAUGCAUUUUCAUGAUAUUCAAAUGCAAACAAGGCCAUUGGUAACAAUGGCGGUCAACUUGCAAUCUCUGACAUCCAAUAUUUCCUCUCAAUAUUUUUAUGUAAAAUGUAAUAAAAUGAUAAUAUACCACCUUUAAAAAACUAAAUUUUCCAUUUUAUGUGUUCCUUUUGAAAGAUAUAGCAAUUAACAUGAAUCAGAAGAUCAAGUUUAUGUGACCACACAUGAGGAAUCUAAUAAGAGACCAACUAGAGGUUCUGUGCCAAGCGCAGUCCCAAGUGCAGUAUUGACUUUUAAUACUGCUUAUCCUGAAGCACAGAUCACCAGGUUGUUCAUCAGAUUAAUGUGCCUGUUAAGCGUAGCAGCAGCUAAAAUGACAGGCUGAUGAAGUCUACGAGGAGUUAUAGAAUCUGGCCUUCUGGGAUAACACUUCGUAUUUGCUCAGCAUUCAUAAAAAGGUGUUUGACUCAAACUAAACAGACUAUAACACCAAGGUGAAGCAACAAAGGAGGUGUUCAUGGUGCUAAUGAUGUUUCACACAUGCUGCCGUGUUUCAACACCCAAGCGAGUCUGUUUCUAAACUGAAAGCAGGUCCUCAUUAAUGCUGAUCUACGGACACUUUUCUAUGUGCAGCAGAUGAUCAAAGCUUUUUUAAUGUUCACCCCUUGUUGCUACCUGCAGCUGCCAUUUGUUAAGUGGAAAAAGCAAUCAUGUUUAAUGUUUGCCCUUUCUCCUUAUUGGUUGAGCAUGGUUGCUAAGGUGUCUGUCAAGUACUGGUUGAGAAUUUUAUGCACAAAGGGGCAUAGUGAUGUUACAGACACAACAAACUCCCAUGAUAAGAGAAUAAAGGGGCCAAUGUUGUCUGCAUGAACACAUUUGCAUUAUUUUGUUAAUUAGUUGCAGUUCUGCAGAGCAGUUUGUACACACAGCCUUGAAAAUUGUGACUCAAAUUAACUUUAGUGCUCAAAAGCCACUUAUGGCUGUACUUGUGUGGAGUAAAAGAGACUUUAGUAACAUUUGCAUACAGAAUUUUCAAUCAAAGAACAUGAAGAUAAUCCCUACAAGGCUUAUCUAGUCGUGUUUUAAAGAAUAUCUCAUAUAAAGAGUGCAGGGUAUGAAUUAAGUUCAUCUUGUUUAAGUCAGAAAUGCUGUAAAAUAUAUAAAAAUGAAUAUAUUUUACUGUAUUAAUUACUGUGCAGGAGCUGUGAUCCCACACACACCACCUGGGUGUAACAUCGAGGGCUGUAAAGUCCCAGUCGACUUGUCAACUUAUUGGUCGAUACGUGCUGAGUCGACCAAAAUUCUGAUUGGUCAACUCGAUUUUUUUUCAGUUUACAAUUCUAUGGUUGAUUUCAUCAGAAGGAACGUACCAAGUGCUAAUGGGGGUGUUUUCAGAGCACCCCCAUCUCACAGGUAACAGCCUGUCUCAGAACAUCCCCCUUGUUUUCACCAUUUUGGAUUUGCCCAACCCACCGGCUGGAAACAGAAGGAUUGAAGAGCGUCCAUGUUAAUCAACGUCCGGUGGUUUGCUGAACAUUUAUAUUUUAGCCUUUUGUGUCUAAUUGCCUUCUUGUGCUGACAUCAGUAUAUUUUCACUUCGCCGAGCAGCGUCAUCCCCUGCCGCAGAAGGGUUUGCCGUCAGAGUUGGAAACCCCCUCCCCCCAAUUACUUGAUUUUUGGUCAAAAAUUCAGGGUUUUAGUCGACCAAGAAUUUCCUUGGUUGAUUUCAGCCCUGGUAACAUCACACCACAAACAUAAUGGACGAACCCCAUAGAGUAUAUAUACUGUGGACAAUUUGGUCGUGCCUUCCGUCGUUAUACAAAUUUGAAGCUGAAUUGCUCUCGGUAUUUCCGGGAUUUUACAGUAGCCCGUCACCAGAGGGUGCUGUUCUUAGGGUGGCUUCACCCAGUGAGGAGGCAGACGGCGUUCAUUUUAUAUUUAGUCUAUGAUGAACCCUCACACAGCAUCAGUCAAGAGCUCUCUUUGUGCUGAAAUUACCUUCAGGGGUUUGUAAAUGCUAAGCUUGGCCAGAGGUUAAAGAUAAGUAGUGCAGGGAAGGUUUUGUCGAUAGUGGACCUCCACGGUGUGGUUUCUAUUGUGCGGGCAGUUGUGGUUGAAUUUCUUGUGAGUGCCAGAUGGAGCAAUUUUAAAGAGGACAAGCUUGUUUUGACAAGAGCUCACCAUUGCUGGUUUAUUGUGCACUCUACCUCCCCUAAAUAAAGAGAGGAGAGAAAACAGAGAUAUAUGAGGAUAUGAACAGUUUUCUCUCAACACUCCUAAUACUUUUCCUUAUUUAAGUCCUUCGUAUGUGUUGUUCAAACUGAUUCUGAUGUCCUUUUGAUGAUGUCCCCUGGGAAUUGUCAGUUAUAUAAAAUAAACUCAAGUAAUUGCAGACUAUUUUCUGUAGGAAGCUCCUUCCAGAUCUACCUGCAUCUCUCAGUCAUAACAUGCUGAUUGAAUCUGUAUGUCAGUUUUCUCUUGAUGUGAGGUUUUAUGUAAUGCUGCAUUCCCAACGUCUAUUUGUGCUAAUUUCAUUAAUCUAUGCGAGUUGGUUUCACGGACCGCAGAGGCUGAGCAUUAAUUAGUGCUAUAUUAGGGUUCCCCCAAAUGCUCCCCCUGUGUGCUGUUGUGUAACAUGAUGUGUUCCUGAAAUCCUCUGGUUAAGCAGUAAAGAAAAACAUGUUCCCAUUCAUCAAAACAGCCUCUUCCAGUACCAUCUGAAAGCUCUCAGGACACAUUUCAAACACCCAGUCCAGGAUAAUUCAUUUUGAUACCAAACCUGGUGCAGAGAGUUUUUCUUCAUUUUAUUAGCUGUAACUACAUUCCUUUCACUGACAUCUCAGCUGAUGAUGACCUGUUUUUGAGCAUUUACAGACAUGAGAGUCAAAUAACCUUAUGAAAGAAUAGACCAUUUUCCUCAGGAGAGAACAUCCUGCUCUGUUUGUGAUGAAGAGAGUGCAGCUAACACUCGCUGGAUAAUGACAUCUUCUGUCCCUGUGUGACCUGACUUCAGUCUGCACACCACAGGGAGUCUAAAAGUUCACCUUUUUCAACCUAAUUAAGAAGCCGUCUCCAAAUUAUGAAGCGGUGUUAACAUACAAAAUGCCAAAGUGUCCCUGAAUGCACCUGAAGGGUUGUCUCCCUCACUUUGGGUUAUAGUUUUAGUCUUUGCCUCGACCUGGAAAAUUAUAUUUCAAAUUUAAAGAUAUUAGAUAGAUACUCAGGUAGGAACCUCCUGGUUUUUCCGGGGUUAAGGGUUAAAGCUGACCGAGCCUUUUCCAUCCCUCAUGCAGUCGUUACUAAAGUUAGUAUAACUAGAGAAGUAAGCAGUCGGCAACAUUCAUCUCUCGAGGGGGUGUCUAACUGGGUAUUACUGUGUGUUUGACCCUAACUCAAAUUUAUGCCGGAAUAUCCCUUUAUGACAAGACUGUACUGCACAAUAAAAGCAGGUAUUCAUUAAAAUUCCAAAAGUUCAGGUUGCAAAAGGUUUCAAUAAAAGAAUAUUGCCUUGAAAAAAUGAAAAUAUGAAUGCAAAAAUAUCUCACAUGUGUAAAGGUGCUGAAUUAUUUUAGACCAUUGUGUCUUUCAAAAAGGAGAAAAAGAAAUUGAUGUUUUAAUGAAAUAUGGAUGUAGGAUCACAUUUGACGUUCAUCAUUUUGUUUUUUUUGUCUUUCUACAUUCCUAAAAAAUUUCAAUUAUUUGUUUGGUCUUAAAAACUACAUGGCUCCAAAUUCUAGGUCUCUAUCAAAUAAAGGCAAAAAGCUCCAAUAUCUUUGAAUAAGCUUUACAAUUUUAUGAAUAAGCUUUAUGAUGGUGCAAGGCUACAACAUAAGAAGCUUGGGCACAAUUUUUAAUAAAAUUUUUAAUAGCUUUAAACUUUCUUUCUAAGUCCUUAGCCCAUGCAGUCCAUUUAUUCCUUGAUUAUUCAAUCACAGCCUCUGUUUUGGGUAUAGGUGCAAUCUAAUUUAGUGCUUUGACACAAAGAAGGUCAGUGGGAAAAGGCACGAAGGGUAAAUUAUUCAUACACGUGCCUUCUUACUUAGUCAUUUGUCUUUAAUAAAUUGUAUUAAUUAGAGCCUUCAGAACAUUACUAAACCUUUUCUUUUUGGACUGAAAUUGGUGUGCCCAGAGGAAACCUUAAAAAGUACUCAGAGGACUCCAGGUGAUUCAUGGACCUUACCAGCAUGAAUAUCAUGAAUAUAUUAGUUGUUAGAAAAUGUUUUCACACCAAAAAAUCUAAUGGUUUUAUUCAACUUUUUAGUGUCUUUCAUUCGGAGAGAUGAGAAAAAUUUAGAAGGCAAAAGUAAUCAAAUUGUAAGCGGACAAUAGCAAAGUACUGCUAAACAAAGCAAGCAUUAUUGGUUUUAUUUAUUAUUUUUCUUUAUUUUUUAUUUUUAUUUUUUUACAUACAACAGAGCCUUCGGGACCCAGAAAAAAAACAAAGAUUUUUCAGCCAUCUUGGUACAUAGAAGGGAGGAUAUCCACACACUUGGUCCGUGCAACUUUCACUUUUUGUGAAUGCCCCCCUCUCUACAUUUGAUUUUUUUUUUUAAUCCUUUUGCACAUUACUGAGAUAAUGAUAGGUCGAGCUGUAGUUCCUUCAUGAUAAGUCAUUAUGCCAAGAAAAUAAAGUGAUAGUAAGUAGAUAGUACUGUUACAAAAAAAGUUGUAGUAAAGUCAUAGUUUUACAAAAAUAUAGUCCUCGUGUUAUGAGAGUAAAGACGUGAUCAACUCAUAGUUUUGUUCAGCCUUCCUGAACCAAAAUAAGAAAAACUGGCUCAAACUGGUGCAUCUCACUCAGCCACACAGUAAUUGAUAAAACGGAUGUGGUCCACUCUUGUUUGUCCUUUCUGAGCUACAGUAGAAAACGUGGGGGUGAAACAAGAGCAAGGACCUGUUGCUUCUGUGGUAUAAGGACCUUUUCUAGGUAAUCAGACAUGAAAUAAUUGUGAUAUUCUUUUUCGCACAAACAUAUUUAAGGUCCCACUCUGAUCUUCUUUGUUAAAUUGUGAUUUUGAAGUUUUUAGCCAAAAUCACGUUACCUGUGUCAUUUUCACAGGCUUUCUUCUGCAGAGCUCAGGUAGCUCAUUAGCAAUUUGCCUCUGAGUCAUGGGCGGAGACAGCGCUGCUCUGCACACUCCUCUUCACGCUAGCUUACAGCCUAACAUUGCCGGUGUAUUGGAGUGGCAGGUAACAUAGGAGCUGUUCACUAAUGUCUUUGGGGACAUGAUGAAAGCUAAUAUCAUUAUUAGAUUUCUUAGGAGCAUUGCAAUCUGCUAACGCACAUGCUUGUUCUGCGAUUGUCCUCUCUAUGUCUCCGAGUCAGGCCUGCAUAGUGGGGCUCCGGGGGCGGAGCUUAGAUUUGUGACGUAGGAAAUCUCACCGAAUCUGAGCCUGGUGUUUUGGUCUGCCAGAGGUUUUACAGCGAUUUGAAUGCGGAAACGCUGAGAAAUGCAAUUUCACAUUUAGUUUUCUCAUGAUAUGUCCUGUAGCAUAAGAAAAAUGCCAUAUGAACAUACAGACAACAUGAAAAACAUGAUUUUCUUUGGAGGGGGUCUUUAAACAAACUCCUGCAAAAAUAUGUUCCAUGUGUUGAGAAAAUGCUAAAUUCUACAUAAUGUAACUUUAAAAUGUGACACCAGUGAGUUUAAGUGUAAUGUCAACAGCCUAACAGUAAAAAAAAAAAUGUUUUUACAAGUUUCCUCUUUCUUUGUGUCUGUAGGAAAUGCCACUGUGUUGUGGUGCACCUGCUGCACCAACGUCUUCAAAUCUGUCACCAACCGAUUCAUCAAGAACCUGGCAUGCUCAGGUAUCUGCGCCAGCCUGCUAUGCGUCCCCUUUGACGUGGCGCUGGGGGCCAGUCCUCGCUGCUGCUGGUGGCUUCACACGCUGGUGUUCUGCAAGACCAUCAAGUUUCUGCAGAAGCUCUUCUGCUCCGUCACUGUGCUCAGCUUCAGCACUAUCGCACUCGACAGGUCAGGAUCUGUCCUUCUUUCUGUCUGCCGAUAGUUGUCCAUAAAUGAUCACGAGUUUGCUCAAGGUUUCUGCCUCUUAAAGUACUGUUUUCCCUCACCUCUUUGUUGUGAUAACCCAAAUCUUAUUUUGCUGCUAAAUGAACACCCAACACACCAACCAAAUCCACACAGUGUUGAAGUAGAGAAAUCUUCUUCCAUUUUUCCUCUGAAAAUUCUGACAUUAUGUGUUCUUGCUUUACUAAAAGAGCACUCUGGGUAGCAUAAAAGUGAUGCUUUGUGUUUUGCUCAUCUGACUUUGAAAUAUGAGUCUGAAUAGGGCUUGUGGCUACCUCCCACUCACCUAGCAGGAUUUGACAGUAACACAUGUGAGAAGUGGAUGUUUCAAAUCACUCCUCUGCUCGCUUCAUCAAUACAUCAGUUGGCAGAGGCAGCUACAGGAAUCCUCUUCCUGAAAAUGGAGAUGGAAAAGCAAAAACACCCCCCCAACAUGAAAGAAAGCAGGAGGAUCAAAAUGGUGUUUAACUUGAGGAGGUUUUUAGUAGGGGAAGAAGCUCUUUUGCCAUCUUCAUGUACACCCUGUGUACGAUGGUGGGGCAUGUGUACUCCAGGCUGAGUGGCCUCCCUGCAGUGCUUAAAAUUGAAGCUUAAACUAUCCUGAGAUGACUGAUGCUGCCCACGUACAGUCCCUCAGUUAUAAACACGUGUUUUUAAGUCAAGCUGAUGAAAUCCUUCAUCAAAUAUAACUUUUAAUUCCUAAAAUGAAGUGAGAAGAACAGCAACUCAAUACAACUGCUUAUGGUUAGUUUCUGUAUUAAUGUUGUUUCAUCUUCAAUUUUCUCCACUACAAGAGGAGUAACCAGGAAUCCAGAAUAGUGAUGGGAUUUACGGCUCUUUUUAGUGAGCCAGAUAAUUUGGCUCAGUUCACCAAGAAGAGCUGGCUGUUUUGGCUACCAAACGGCUCUUCAUUUUACCACUUAUACAUUUUCGAAUUUGGCCAAAUUUAGUGUUGUUUAGCUUAUAAUAUCUACGUGUGAACAUAUACAGUACCUCUUUAACAAUUCAAUACAUCCUUUGUACUGAAGUAUUCACAAGUAAAAAUUACAUUUUUCAAUAUCAGUGAAUUGCUGUAGCCAACGUUUUUUUUUUUUUUUUUUUUUGCAUUUACAGACCCUUGUAACUCUCUGAAACCACCCAAUGAAUUCACUGACUCAUUUGUAAAACCACUCUGCCAUACAAAGCAGAUAGAAAUCCCAUUAUUUUGCCUUGUAGUUUUUUUCUACGGUCUGUGGGGGAAAAAGUGAGAAAAAAAAAUCAAUCGAUCAAUCAUCAUGGGAAACAUCAACUCUCUGCCCAACAAAAGCGAUGAGCUGGAGAUCUUGGUGAGGACUGAGAAAGAAUACCGUGAGUGCAGUCUCCUGUGUUUAACUGAAACCUGGUUGAAUCAAAACAACUCAGACCCCAGUGUGGAUCUACCUGGCUUCACUCUCAUAAGGUCAGACAGAGAUGCUCAAGCUAGUGGCAAGAAGAAAGGAGGAGGUCUGGCUUUAUUUGUCAACCAGAGAUGGUGUAACCCUUCACACAGAACUGUCAAGGAGAAGUUGUGUUUUCCAGAUAUUGAACUGUUGGCAGUUGCUAUUCAGCCAUAUUAUGUUCCCAGAGAAUUCAGUCAUAUCAUAACAAUAGUUGUUUACAUCCCACCCAAAUCAACUAAAGACAUUCCAUGAUUCACAUAGUUUGUGAACUGCCCUACCAGAGAAAACAAAACCCUGGAUCUGCUUUAUGCCAACGUCAAAGAAGCCUACAGAGCCACUGCCUUACCACCACUGGGCAAGUCAGAUCAUAACUUGGUCUAUCUGCAAACCUGUUACAGACCUUGUGUGCUGAGGCAGACUGUGACCAAAGUCAAAAUCAGAAGAUGGACACCUCAAGCCAGUGAAGCUCUAAGGGACUGUUUUAAAUCAACAGACUGGAAUGUGCUACUGGAAACAGAUGUGGAUAGUAUGAACAUUGAUAAACAGGUGGACUGCUUUACUGAUUAUGUCAACUUCUGUAGAGACACAGUUAUACUGACAAAGACUGUUCGCUGUUUCCCCAACAACAAACCCUGGAUCACAAGAGACAUAAAAGCAAUCCUUAACCAGAAAAAGAAAGCUUUUAAAGAUGGUGACAAAGAACAACCCAAACAAGUGCAACAAGAGUUGAAGAGGAGACUGAAGAUGGCAAAGCUGGAGUACAAAAAGAAGAUGGAGAAGAAUCUACAACACAGCAACAUCCGUGAAGUGUGGAGAGGAAUCAGUACCAUCUCUGGACACAGCAGUAAAAAGAAAAGACAGCCAGUGGUGGGUGAUGUGAAAAGAGCUGAUGAACUCAACUUGUUCUUCAACAGAUUCCCACUUCAACUGCUACUCCACCUUCCUCUCCGCAACAAAUCUCCACUACAACUUCUCCCCUUCCUGCUCCAUCUCAUUCAAAUGUCUCAACCACUUCAACUGCCUCCCUCCUAGAACACCAGUCCUUGUCUGUCACAGAAACAGGGGUGAGGAUGGAGCUUGGAAGACUUUGUCCAGGGAAGGCAGCUGGUCCAGAUGGUGUGUGUCCAAGGCUGCUUAGAGACUGUGCUGCAGAACUGUGUCAACCUCUCCACAAGAUCUUCAACCUGAGUCUACAUCUGGGGCGGGUACCUGCUCUGUGGAAAACAUCCUGCAUUGUGCCAGUACCAAAAACAAAAUGUCCUGCUGAACUCAAUGACUACAGACCAGUGGCCCUCACUUCACACAUCAUGAAAACCCUGGAGCGGCUGAUUCUACGCCUUCUGAGGUCUGAGGUCAAAGACAAACUGGACUCCCUGCAGUUUGCAUACAAAGAACACAUUGGAAUGGAUAAUGCUGUCCUCUACAUGCUUCACUGUACCCUGUCUCAUCUGGAGGAACUUGGGGUUUAUGUGAGGAUCAUGUUCUUUGACUUUUCAAGUGCAUUCAACACCAUCCAACCCACCAUACUCAAAUACAAGCUCACAGAGAUGGGAGUGGAUCCUUCCUGUUUUUCCUGGAUCGCAGAUUACCUGACAGGAAGGCCACAGUUUGUCAGGCUGGGAAGCUGUGUUUCUGGGACAUUAAUGAGCAGUACAGGGGCUCCUCAAGGGACAGUGCUGGAGCCAUUCCUGUUCACACUGUACACGUCAGACUUCAAAUACAGUACUGAGUCCUGCCACAUCCAGAAAUACUCAGAUGACAUUGCUAUUGUGGCAUGUAUCAGAAAUGGACAAGAAGCUGAAUACAGAGAUCUGAUAAGAGCCUUCAGUGACUGGAGUCACAAAAACUGCCUCCUCCUCAACAUCUCAAAAACAAAGGAGAUGGUCAUAGACUUAGGUAGAUCCAAACCCCCUCUUCAGCCAGUGAACACCUUUGGAGUGGACAUCGAAUCAUAUAAAUACCUAGGUGUACAUCUGGAUAAUAAGUUGGAUUGGUCUAAGAAUAUAGACUACAUCUACAGAAAGGGGCAGAGCCCCUUUUGCCUGAGAAGACUCCAAUCAGUAGACAUCUGUAGUAAGAUGCUGCAGAUGUUUUAUCAGUCUGUGGUGGCAAGUGUUCUGUUCUACGCUGCAGUCUGCUGGAGAGGAAGCAUUAAACACAAAGAUGCAAGACGUCUUAACAAACUGGUGAAAAAGGCUGGCUCUGUGGUAGGACUCAAGCUGGACUCAGUGGAGGAUGUGGUGGAGAAAUUUACACUGAGGAAGGUGGAGACUAUUCUCAAGAACAUGGACCAUCCACUACACAACACCUUGAUGGACCAAAGGGCAAAUGGUGGUGGACGGCUCCUCUCUUCGUUGCAGGACAGAGAGAUUCAGAAGGUCUUUUGUACCAACAGCCAUCUGGCUUUAUAACUCUUGUGUAAAUCGAAGAUAACUUUUAGAGACAUAUUAGGUGAGACAACAGACAACUGAAUUUCCCUCUGGGAUUAAUAAAGUUCUUCUUAUUCCUAUUCUUAUUUAAAAGUGCCAAUUACAGCUAUCUCUCUAGCAGUCUGCUUCUUUUUCUUCAUCUCUCCUCUAUUUUAAUGCAUGGAAACCAGCACUACUAUAGACUCAAAGUAUUCUCAUUUACUUAUUUUUAGCACAGUAUCAAUAUUUAAGAUUUUUAAGAGACGAUUAACGUCAGGAUAUAUUUUAGACUGUUGACAUUAGCUCAAAAGAACUUGCUUUUCAUAUGGCAUUUUUCUGAAGCUACAGGACAUAUCAUGAGAAAACUGAGUGCGAAAUUGCAUUUCUGAGUAUUUCUACAUUCAAAUUGCUGUGAAUCUCUGGCAGACCCAAACGGCAGGUUCAGAUACAGUGAGAUUUCCUAUGUAGCAAAUCAGAGCUCCGCCCCCAGAGCCCCGCUAUGCAGGCCAGACCCCGAGAAAUAGAGAGGACAAUCACUGAACAAGUGUGUGCGUAAGUGGAUUGCAAUGCACGUAAGAAAGUUAAUUAUGAUAUUAACUUUCAUCAUGCCCCCAAAGACAUUAGUGUCCAAGAGCUGAAUAGCUCCUAUGUUACCUGCCACUUCUGCUACACCAGCAAUGUUAGGCUGCAAGCUAGCAUGAAGAGGAGUGUGCAGAGCAGCGCUGUCUCCGCCCACGACUCAGAGAUGAAUUGCUCAUGAGCUACUGGAGCUCUGCAGAAGAAAAUCCUGUGAAAAUAACACAGGUAAUGUGAUUUUGGCUGAAAACGUCAUAAUCACAAUUUAAAGACCAGUGAGAAGACUUUAAGUAGUAAAAAAAAAAAAAAAGUGGUGUGGGACUUUAAAGCACAAAAAAUAAUGUUGGUGCUCAACUUUUUACUUUACACUCUUGCUUGUAUUUACUUUCUUCAAUUCAACCAAAUAAUAAACUAAAACUGACAUUUGAAAGUUUUAUGCUCAUAUAAUUUAGCUUAGUUUUGCAUUAGCAGGUGUGACAGACCUGCUUCUAUUGUCCAUGUUUUAUUCAAUGUGUUGCUGUUUCCUGCAAAUUCUUCAAUAAUAUCAGGCAGUAGAUAUGACAUAGGGCAGGGGGAAUAAUAAAACUGAUGAAUGCAGAAAACAGGCAAAGCUACACAAACAAUAUUAAGCUUCAAGCUCUGACAUAUAAAAGUCACUCAGGACUGAAUUAUAUCAAAGUAAUUUAGCUGAGCGCAGUAUUAUAACUGUAAAUGAAGCUUUCAUUUAAGUAUUAUUGCAGUCGGACCCAGUGUUCCUGGAGCCUCUGCCUCAAAGAUUAUAUUGCCUCCAUAGCAACAAAUACAGCCAGUGCUAUCAAAUCCUAUGAAUUAUUUAUUCUCAUGGAGGCUAAUCGAGAGUGUGGAUUUUCAAGCCUGCUGACACCACAAACACACACUCACAUGGCGGCAUGUGCUGAUGAAGAGACAAUCCAGUGUUUUGAGUGAGUCCUUCACCAGAUUUGUUUUGCUUAACAACAAUAUGAUGAAGAACAAUCUCCAUGCUCCAUUAGCUGUGAGAGGAGGAAAUACAGAUCUGUAGAUGUGGGCUGACAACACCCGACAGAUUUCAGCCUCUGUGUAAAGUAGAGCACCACUGAAAAAGAGAGAGAAAAACCUGAAAUGAUGAGUGCAAAAUACUUCACAGGUUUUUCAGUCCUUUAACCUAUUUAGUCAUUCUUUUAGGUUGUUGCAUCAUUUCAAAGGAUCACAAUGUCUUAAGAGACGAUAUAUUCAGAUAUACUUUUUAAUGGGGAAAAAUAACGAUGAAUUUGGUUGUACUUUAUGAUUAAGAUGGUCUCUUAUUCGUAUGCCUCUGUUUUACUACUGCAAGAACAAAUUUAGUUUUCUAUUCUGAUUCAUCUCACGUCCACAAGGUUGGAAACAGUCAAUUCAAGCACUGAAAUAAGAGAGCUCAGGUUUUUCUUUUAUUUGGGAACAUGGAUUUAAAUUCAGACUGGAGCUUGACACAUGGGAACACAUUGACUGAUACUGAUGUAAAACCUUGAAAAUUGUUGUUGCAUCACUAAAAAGCUGUAUGUUACAGCUUAUCAACACAGAUUCAAUGAGAAAAGAUAAGACAAGUUAAGAUUAAUGUAAGUUAAGAUAGGAUAAGUGAAGAUAAGAGGAGCUAAGAUGAGUUAAGUGAGACAAAACAAGACAAGACAGGUAAAAUAAGCCAAGUUAAAAUAAGAAAAAAAGAGAAAGUUCAGAUAAGGUAAGACACGACAAAUUAAGUUAAGGUUAAUUUAAAUUAGGUUGAGUUAGGUGAAGUUAAGAUAGAAUAAGUUAAGACAAGACCAGUUAGGAUAAGUAAAGGCCACUUUUGGACCGAAACGGUCUCCAUAGAAAACUGAGAAAUUUAGUUUCGUUUAGGGGGGUCCGUUUAGAUGGCAACUGCGUUUUCAGGAGCUGAAAACGUAACAAAGUGAAAACCCCCUCCAGAGUGGAAAUGUUGUUAACGCUCUGCUAAUCCCGCUUUCGUCUAAAGUACAAAAAUGCUAAAAAUGGUCAAACCUGUGACGCCAUGGCUCACGUAUAUGACAUCAUAGCCAUGCACAGCUUCCUUGAAAAUAACAACAACCAUGCUAGACAUUCGAGUUGCGCUGUCAUUAUUAUUGAACAGACAGGAGCUCAAUUUCGACCUGUACAGAAUCCUCACGUAUCAUACUGCUCAGCAGAGGAGGUGUCUGAAUUAUUUGCAUCAAAUAAUUAAUGUAGAACGGAAGUUGUUCUACGUAUGCGUUGUUGGUCUAAAUGGGAGCAUGGUCACACCGACACGCGCCACCUAGCACCUGGCAUGCACAUUACAGCGUUUUCAACCACAUUACGUUUUUGUGUAAACACAGCAUAAAAACACCACUUUUCCGUUUUCUAUGUAGACCGUUUCUGUCUAAAAGUGGCCUAAGUGAUGGUAAGACAAAACAAGACAAAAUAAGCUGAGAUGCAUUUAAAAAAGAGACAAGACAAGUUUAUGUGAGGUUAAAAUGAGAUAAGUCUAAAAAAGGUAAGAUUAGUUGUGACAAGAAAAUAAAAGCAAAUGAUUGUAAAUUAAAUAAGGUAGGCUAAGGUGAGAAGGAUUAGAUAAGUUAAGUUCAAAUAAGUAAAAUCUGGUGACGUUUAGUUAAGAUAAGUAAGGUGUAGUAAAGUGUCGUCAAGAUUAGAUCAUUAAGUUAAGAUUUUAAUCAACCCAGAGGGGAAAUUCAGUUGUCACAGCAACACAAAUGUAGUCAGCUAGAAAAAACACAAAAGAGUAAGAGGGAAAAAUAAUAGAACAUUUAUACGGCAAAUAAAAGUAGAGUAAAGAAAAAAGUAUAUAAAUACAAUUGUUAAACAAACGUAUUAAUAAAUCAGAAUUAUGCAGUGCAGGACAGAGCAAGAGCACAACAUCAAGUGAUGUAGAGGAAAAAAUCCUCUCCAGAUUAAGAUUAAUUUAAAUCACAAUGUUAUUAUCUGUUGAAAUAAAAAAAAAAAGGCUGCAGUGCCUGACAUACAGUUAAGCAGAUGGUUGAUUGAUUCUCCAAACUGAAAAUCAGCAGUAUUGUUCCUCAGUUGUUUCUUCAUUUUUAAAAGAUUUGACUGUAGCUGUGUGUGUAAAUGAGAAGGAGUUUGAUAAACAAGAAACUUCUCUGCUGCAUGGCCGAAUUUUUAACGAGUGUCAGCCAUCUUGAUUUGAAAAAGUUCUGGGGACACUUCAUUGAAAUUAUUUAAAAUUUAAGAUUUAGGUUCAGCACAUCCCUGAGACUUCAUUAAAAUCUUGACAUUGUUUUUUUUUCUUGUGUCCAGGUAUUACUCUGUGCUGUACCCGCUGGAGAGGAAGAUCUCAGAUGCAAAAUCCCGAGACCUGGUCAUCUAUAUCUGGGUUCAUGCGGCGGUUGCGAGCCUCCCCGUGUUUGCUGUGACGAAUGUGACAGACGUGUACGUAACCUCGUCCUGCUCUGAAGACCACGCCCGCUCUGUGGGCCACAUGGUUUACGUGUUGAUCUACAACGUUACCACGGUGGUCCUCCCUCUGGCUCUUGUCUUCCUCUUCAUGCUGCUUAUCCGCAGAGCACUCAGUGCCAGUCAGAAGAAGAAGGUGAUCAUCGCGGCGCUGCGGACUCCUCAGAACAGCAUCUCCAUCCCAUAUGUGUCGCAAAGAGAGGCCGAGCUGCAUGCCACUCUGCUGGCUGUGGUGUUGGCUUUUUCUGCCUGCAGUGCCCCCUAUGGAGCCUUGGUGGUUUAUCGCACCCUCUUAGCAGACUCUGAAGAGCUCCCCGUCUUUUUGUUUCUGACAGCUCUCUGGCUGCCAAAAAUUUCCCUCCUCACAAACCCGCUUUUUUUCCUGACUGUAAACCGCUCCGCUCGCCACAGCUGUCUGGACCUGCUGGCCAGGAUUUACAGACGCUACAGCCGUCGCAAUGUGGUCAGCACGGGAGGUCUGGCCUCUUUAGGAGCAGAGGGUGUGAUCGGGGAGCCUGUAGGACUGGAAACAGCUGGGAGAUCUGGGAGUCAGCUGCUGGAGAUGUUCAACAUUGGCCAGCAGCAGAUUUUCAGGCCGUCUGAGGAGGAAGAGGAGGAAGAGGAAGUGAAGAAUGACAUCCCCUCUCAAGGAUCAGGAGGCUGCACUGUCCCUAAAGAAGACCAGAGAGCUCAGUCCAGACUGGGGAGCCUCAGAGGGGACGGAACCACCAAAAAGGACCCUCAGCAGGGAGCAGGAGGGCUGGUCAUCACCAAAGACUGCCCUCCUUCAGUCACAGCACCCCGGGGCUCUCCAGUCCACACAUGUGCUUACACCUCUUCCUCUCAGGUGGCACCGGCUACCCCCACUGAGGCCGAAGACUCCACCCAGUUUGGCUUUGGACCAUUUGAGCUGCCGCCUCAGUGGCUACCAGAGACAAGGAACAGCAAAAAGAGGCUGUUGCCUCCACUUGGAAACACACCAGAGGAGCUGAUCCAGACCAAACUGCCCAAACCCAGGCCUGAGCGGAGGAUCAGCAGGAACAACAAGGUCAGCACCAUCCCUGCUGUGGAUCCAUGAGCUGCUCCUGCCGGUUACUGUUCCGCAAGACCGGACACAGCCUACUUGCAGGGUAGGUCUCUUGAGGGAGCAGGAUAUUGAUGUGCAAAGCGGCUUGAGGAGACAGAGCUGAAGUCCAGUUUUGCUCUUAAAUUCUUGACCUUUCAGCUUUGUAAGUGGUAUUAAAUCCACUCCAUAUGAAAUAUGUGCAAUGAUGUGAGAAAUACAGUAGCUCUGCUGUGACUUGUUUAGAUCCUCCUCAAUGGUAGGAGACUCUGAUGAAGUCUGCCUCUCUGAUCCGAGCUGGCAUCAGUGAUUAAAUGAACACCGUGCAAAUCUAAUUACCCUCAACGAUGCACUGAUACAUUUUUCAUAGUCAAUAAUGAACCCCCUAACAAACCCGUUUGUUUAAUGGUCAUGCUGUGAUUGCACUCUGUAAAUGAACACAUCUCAGUGACAGUUUGGUCUCUUUCCGCCCUGUUUGAGGCUGUUUUUGAUCUCCAGGUUUGACUUCAGUAUUUGGGAUUUUGUCGCCCUUUUUUCUCUCAUGUCCCCUUUUUGUAUAUUUUGUCUCCAAAUUCUAAAAAAUCGCUGUUAUUUGUAGUUUUGACGUAAAUGUAUUUUAUGAGCUAAAAUGCAGAUGUACAGUUUGCUGUGAUGAGUUCUUUAAAUGUCAUUUUCAGAGUUUGACCGUGUGUUCACUCUUGUUUCCUGGACAACAAAUUUCAUCAGAAGAGUGGAGCGACUUAUCUCAGUGUGUGUUUUGAUGUUAAUAACAAAGAAGAUUGGUCCUGCCUGAGUUAUUUUUAGCCCUCUUCGAUCAAUUUUAUUGAUUUCCCUCAGGUUUCCUGAAAAUCAAUUUCUCAUCCAAAUGAUUGUAAAAUACUGGAAUAAAAAUAAAACACUUUUUUUAAUGAUGAGCAUCUCUGUAAAACUCUUUUCAAAUUUGAAUCCCCCUCUCUCUCUCUCUCCCUGACACUGUCCGCUCUCCGCCUCCUUUGUGAUGCAUAAUUCAAAGGUAGCAGCAUCAUCCUGAGGCUCAGGCUGAGGUAAACAGAGUCGGGCUGCACUUCAAAUAUUUGUCAAGCUGUAACUCCCUCUGGGUUACCCACAAUCCCUUUCUGUGUCCACAAAGACCCUGAAUCUAUGCUUUGUCCUCUCCCAUGCUGUUAUCAACUCGAGCAGUGCUUUCAUGCUUGAGUGAGUGAAAAUAGAACCUACUGCUACUUAGAAAGAGGAAAGAGAGGAGUAAUAGGUUUGUUUUUACAGGUUUACUUACUUUGGACACGGCUGAAUUAGACAGAAAACUUCAUGAAUACUGUAAUCACAGCAGUCUGUAUACAUGUUUUUGAUGUGGGUGGGAAAGCAGAGCGGCCUUGGUUGAUAUUUUCUGCCUGAAAUGAUUCAAAGCUUUGUUAGACGGGGGUUUUGUCCUGUGGCUCAACAACAGAGAUAGACAACAACAACAAUACAAAACAGAGACGGAGGUUUAUGUAACAUGUUUUCAGGUCAGCUCAAUCAAUUUAGUAUCAGGAACUAACUUUAUUUAUUUGUUUAUUACAGAGCCGAACUGACAUUCAACUACACCACAUCCAUUAUUAACAUACGAAGCUCCAAGCUGAUUCACUAUCAUGGUCUGAAUGAUUCAGUUGUGUUUAGAAUUCUCAGCUCUCGCCAGUGAAGCAAACUACGUCUUGAACAGUAGUUUGUGUCUUUGUAUGAACUUUACAUGUAGUUUACUCAUGCAAAUGAUUUCAUUUAGCCUCCCUGCAAACAGCUACAAACCUGCUGAUUUCUGCAAUACUGAAAUUGGGUAUUGUAACGUUGGACCUUAUGAGGCUUCCUUCACUUUUCAAGCCAUCCACAAGUGGAUGCAUGAAGGGCUGCAGUGUUUUAUGGACUGUUGGGUUGGCUUCAUUUGUCAACACUGGAGCAUAGGCAGACUGCAGUAUUAGCAUCUGGUAUACAGGCCAUAACCAGUGUUGGGGUAGUUACUCGUAAAAAGUAAUUUGUUGCUUGUAAGUAUUUACUUCUGUAAGUUGUAAUGAGAUUACUUACCUAGUUACUGCAUUAAAAAAGUAACUUCACUACUUAUUACUUUCCUUUCCUGUUUCUUCAUUUGCCAUGUAGGGUACAUGGACAAACAUCAUAGCCCAAUCAUCACUGAGCAUAGUCCGCAUCGUUUCGUUUAUUGUAUAAAUGUUGCCUUUGUAUAGAGUGCAUUUCACAGAAUUAUUUUUGUCCUUUUGAUUAAUAAAGCGAACGUAAUGCGUGUAUCGCCACUUGCUGGUGUGUUGUCCACCUCCGUCUCCAUUUCCAUCUCGCUUUUGCAUCAGCAACUGCGUCACUCAAAUUGAUCUCUCCAUGGGACUUUCAAAGGCCACGUUAUUGCGCAAUGCAUUUUGAGUCGGAAAACGCCAUUUUCGCAGGCAACUUUUGUCGCUACCUUUUCCAUCACAGUAACUCGAUUUGUACUGCACAUGUGCGAAACAGCUCAGCAAUUCUUGGCCCCUCACAGUUUGCAACAGCUUCGACACUUGUUCAACAGCUUCAGCAUCAGGAAGCUCGCUUCAGUCAGAAUGGAUGCUUCAGUUUAUUACCAGCUGCAUGCUUUUCUCCUGAACAGAGUGCUUCUCAGAGCCCUGGAAAGUCAAGAAAAUAGCGCCCAAUUUCACGAUCAACGGUUCCUACUACAGCUUAACUGUAAAAUUGCAAUGUAGUUAUAAAAGGCUUGAAUGAAUGUGAAAAGUUCAUUGUUGUAGUUGAAAUGCUGUAUAAAAUGCGGAAAUUCAUUGUCCAUAAUGUGUAGGUUUCUUGUUAAAAACUUUAAUUUAUAGAAUAAAUGAAACAAAUCCCCCCUUGAUACUUUAAAAAGUCAGAUCCAUGACUUUGACCAGGUUGUGGCGCAUUCUAGCCUGGAAAGGGUGCACAAUGGGUGGUCACACCUCCAUUUUGCAUAUGCGCACUACAAAUCGGGUUUCUGGGACGGAUAGGGUAGUGACAACUUUUAGCUUACAUUAGACAGGGAGAAAAAAGUGAGAAAAAAAACCCCCAAGAAAAAUGAAUCCAACAAAAGAAGAGUGUCAGAGUGUACAGAGACAAGUUGGACAAUAGUCCAAAGGCUCAAUAUCAAGAAAAAGUAAAAAAAGAUUAAAUUGAUCCUUAUGAGCACCAAACCCCUGCUUGUUGUCACAGAUGAACAAGCAGCAUGCAUGCAUGAACCACUUCAACAGAUCAGAACUUUGCACACAGGGAAACACAGCUGAUGUAACACAGAAAGGCGCGUUUCUAUUGUUUAGUUAAGCAAUUAAGCUUCUGAUUUUUUUGUGUAGUGCCUUACUUUACUUUGUUACCCCCCAAAAAGUUACAUCGUUACUGUAAUCC
Xyrichtys novacula (pearly razorfish) is the source of this 24751-nucleotide messenger RNA. NCBI's taxonomy places the organism in Eukaryota, Metazoa, Chordata, Actinopteri, Labriformes, Labridae. The record is from the annotation of a GenBank genome assembly.